CUGGCUUCAGUCCAAUUAUCAAUUCGAAACUAAAAAUGUUUUCAUUACUUCCUCAAAGAAGUAACAACGGCAUAGUGUUAGCUUAGAGAUGUUAGGAGAAGUCAUCAAAUUAUCGAGAUACGGACAAGACUUGAACGUGACUACAGUAUGGGAAACACCUGUAGUACGACUGAAGACCAAUGUGCAAUCAAAAAUAAAGAUUCUUUCAGCGGGAACGAUUUGGGUUUUAUUGCAAUAUCGUUGACCAUAACAUCCCGAGAAUGUUUGGCGUCUUCAGCCUCCAGCUCCUCUACAGGAAGUUUUGUGUCUGUCGAAAUUGGACACGAAGAAAUUGGAUGUAUCACACCUCUCGUUAGAAAAGAAGAGCAAAUGCACCCAGAGCAACAACCGCACAUUUGCAAUCACGUAUCGGCAAUAAAGCAGAACUUUAUUUUUCUGCUUGAGGAAUUGUCAAAUGAAGAAAUUAAAAAUAUUCUUGACAUUUUGUAUCAAGAGCAUGAGAUUACAGAAGAUUUCAUGGAAAGGGUCAACAUAUUAAGCACGAGAAGAGAAAAAGCGAGAAUGCUUCUUCGGCAAUUGUUGCGUUUAAAAGAAUCUGCGUAUGAUGUAUUUUUGGAUGGCCUAGCAACAUCCGAUGAUUGCAACGACUACGUCAUGAAAACACUGCGUGAAUCAACGCAUUCAAUUGCUGUAUGUGCCUGUGCGUUAUCAAAAGAGCAAAUGGUAGACCUUUUGGAAAAGAACAGAAAAGUCCUAAUGGGAGCAAUUGACGAACCAGAAAUGAUCAGUGAUUACUUCACUGUUUUUGAUGAUAAAUCCGAAACUCUUCAGGAAGAUAUUGCUUCCGAGAAACGCAAAAGAGACAAGGUGAAAGAAAUAAUCAAAUUUGUAAAGAAAAGACUUCCAGAAAGAUUUUGCAUUUUUCUAACAGCUUUAAAGGAAAUGGACUACGAUGACGUCUUUGAGAUUAUGAACAAGCCUUGCACAAACCGUCAACAAGGAAGAGAACGUGCGGAUACAGUUGAACAACUCAAUCGGCCAAGCGUUGUCUGCAGUUCGCGUGGGAUAGACCCGUGCCAGUUAACCAACGUACUUAAAGGUUCAGAAGCAACGGACGUACACAUCACGUUUGCGAACGAAAGACUACACAAAAUUAUCGUGCAAAACCAACAGAAAAACAAAUGUGCCAUUAACGUAAAGCUAAUGGAGAAAGGUGUUUUACUGUUGGACAUCAAAGAAGGGUCAAUCAUUUUACGCUUAAAGCGGACCGGUCAACUACCUAGUUCCAUAUAUCAGCAUAUAACAGGCUGGUUACAAACUGUUCUUUGCGACGAAGCACUGCACCCAGAAUAUUGUUCUUCAGGCGAGAGAUUUGAUGCAAAGAUAAUUCCGGUUGAAAUUAGAGAUUCAUUAUCGGAUACGCAUGAUGCUAAUGAUAUAAUUAGAUACAACAAGAGUUUCCUGGCGGAAGAACUAGAUGCAAAUGUGUAUAUCGAAUAUCUCUACAAGAAAGGACAUAUCUCAGAUGAAGAAAAGAUGAGCAUUGUGCGUGUCGAAAACAGGAAAGGAAAAAUGAUGCAAUUACUGACUGUCAUGCUACGCAAGCCUCUAAUUGUAGCAGAGGAUUUUCUAUGUGAAGUUGAACGUAGCUCCGACAACUGUGUUAGACGUCGUCUAAGGCCAGAUAAAAUAGCAAGUACAAUAUAUAUUGCGAAUAACCUGAUGGAUGUCUUUCCUGGGGUCAUCGAAAUUCUCCCCCUUCGUGUUAUGACUCAUGAGUUGAAAGACUGGCCAAUGCCAGAUGAUGUUCAACAGGUUUUGCAAAUGGAAGUACCAAGACGAACAAAGGCUAUGGCCAUUGUUCAGUAUGUUUUGGCAUCGGAUGAGACCAUUCGAUGCCGAUUUGUCCAGAUAUUGCGAGAAAAAGAUCUUGUACCAAACAAAGCCCUUCAACACGCAGAAAACCCUUUACCGAGAGAUUAUACUUUACCUGGGAAAUAUCGAGUCAUCGAACAAAACUGCUUUUCACUCGGUGAAUUUCACGUACACCGUUCCUUGAGCCAUUCCAAAACACGACGCACACUACAAGAAAACAUUGAAAACGAUUCUGACGCCGUACAAGGUCGAUGGUUCGAGUGUUUGACAACAUUUUUCAAAAGAUUUUUUUCGAAAAACCAGCAUGAAGUCCAUCAAAUGAAGAAAUCGUUGAUCCAAGAAAGCACAUUAAGUGUUAAUUCAGGAUACAAAUCGUUUCCAAAUCAUCCAAUGCUAUAACUGGAUAGAAAUACAAGCGCUUCUGGUGGCGCAUCCAACUUUUCAGAAAGACGCACAGACACUCAUAUGAUGUCAGGAAUAAGAAAGUUAAAUUGCGAUUCAGAUGAUUGAUAAUGGUGGUGUAUAGAUGGUGUAUACCCACUGAGUAUGUUUUGUUGAUAAAGCUAUUCGGAUGCAUAUGUAGUCUGUUUGUGUUGUUUGAAAUUUAUGUGUCUCUCGCACAGUGGCCCUUGCCUUCUGCCUAUGAACCGGGUUUAUACUAAAUUGUACGUAUACUAUUUGGUGUAUCCCUGAAAUUUAAUAUUGUUAAAAAUAAGAAGUCUUAGGUCGGAGACCAAUAACAAGUUAAUUAAUUUAAUUGAAUGGAAGUAAAUAAUAACCACUGUAAUUUUGAAUAAAACAUAAUUUAGUAAAUUAGUACACAAUUUUAAUAUGGGGUUAACAUUAACAAAUUAUAUUUUUUGAAACCAGGUUUGUAAUUCGUUCAUGAUCAUCUAAGGACAUGAUGUUUAAACCAAUUUUUGCUGUCAAAUAGCUCUAUAUACCUCACUUUUUUGGUUUAUAACCAAACAUAGAAAAUUUAAACCACUAUAACCCCACCUAUAAUUCCAAUGGAACACGAUGUCAACCGUAUAUAUGCAAAUAAUUGUUUCUUGUUUUGCGUAAUUGUUUCUAAAAUCAUUUUCAUCAAUGCCCAGAUACCCAAGUCAACUUUAUUUGAGAAUCAUUUUCGUGCAGUGCCCAGAUACCCAAGUCAAAUUUAUUUUAUGAUCAUGUUCGUCCAAUGUCCAGAUACACAAGUCAACUUUAUUUUAUAAUCAUGUUCGUCCAAUGUCCAGAUACACAUGUCAACUUUAUUUGAGAAUCAUGUUCGUCCAAUGCACAGAUUCCCAAGUCAAAUUUAUUUUAUAAUAAUGUUCGUCCAAAGUACAGAUGCCCAAGUCAAUUGUAUUUGAGAACCAUGUUCGUCUAAUGGCUAGACACCCAUGUCCAAUUUAUUUGAGAAUUAUGUUUAUCUUUUGUCCACAUACCUAAAUCGCUUUUUACUAAACAUCUUUAUCACAUAUAGUUGUGUAAAUGUAUAUAAGGUAUUGUUCUAACUGUUUUGUAUCUAGCGUAGGUAAAGCUUUGUAAUGACAAUCAGAAAAAGUUAUUGUAUUUAAAUUAAAGAUGGUUUUAAUAUUUAUUAUCUAAAAGGUAUGUAUACAGACCAUCGAUCUAUAAGUGUUGGCUUUUGUCUCUCACCAAUCCAGUUAGUUGAAAGUUUCAUCCAGUAUUCUAAUUUAUUUUUAAUUUCCAAUUCGUAUAAUGACACCACCAAUGAAGACUGAUGUUUAUUUAUUUUCUUUUUUAUGCUUAUGGUCGAAAUACCAUGCUAUUUUCACUGUUGAAUUUUUCACUGAAGUGAAAUUCUGAUAUGUUUACUAUUCUUCAACGGUCUUAUAUAUUUUGGUUUCCGUGUUGCUCAAUAAAAGUAACAUACCGUUUACUUUGCCGAGUGGACAUGUUAGAAACUAACUUACCAAAAUGACGUCACGACGGUUAUGUUUUUCAAGCGAUUUUCAACGCCAAUUCAAUAAAUAUUGUGCUAUUGUUUUGCAAAAUAAACAGAGAAAAUAUGUUUGUUUUAUUUCCGUGUAAGAUCGAAAUUUAUUUCACAAUUAGCAAUUGUUUAACGAGAGGCUGAACCACAAAUGAUUAUAGACCUUAUUGUUAUAACUCGGUAAAAAUAAAUUCCAAUCUAACACGGAAAUAAAGUAUUUACCCUACUUCUAAAAUUUAAGCAUUUUUGAUCAUGAUAUGUUUCCCAAACUUGUUAUAAACCUGUUUUUGUUGUUGUUUUUAUGUGCUGUUUUGUAAGUUUGUGUUAAAUAUUUAAUUUGGA
This is a messenger RNA of Mya arenaria, 4159 nucleotides long. RefSeq lists its product as uncharacterized. Gene Ontology annotation, biological process: regulation of apoptotic process. The transcript has 13 exons. The record is from RefSeq and is a predicted model, not a curated record. Lineage: Eukaryota; Metazoa; Mollusca; Bivalvia; Myida; Myidae. Bases 148 to 2274 code for a protein of 708 amino acids.